GGAGCAGCGCACACUCUCUACCUGCAUCUGAACUGAGCAACAUUUCUGACCUGGAAACAGACGGAGCAUGAUGUGAAGAUGAGGAGGAGUGAAGGUGUGUCAAGACUCAGGAAAUGGGUCCAGGUCUGAGCAGGUAACCUGGAUCACCUGAGGACUGAGAGUCUGAGCAGGUAACCUGGAUCACCUGAGGACUGAGAGAGGAAUGAAAAGUGAAUCCUGAUCUCUGUUUUAAACUCGUCACUGUCCCUGCAGUUCCCCCCUACUCCUCCCAUCCCUUUCCUCCAGUCACCCUCCCCAUCACCUCCCCCUCUUUCAGCCCCCCUUCUACCCUCAAACCCCCCUUCCCUGUCAGUCCCCCCUCCUCCUUCAGCCCCCCACCCCCCUGUGUCUGUUAACCCACUCCUCUCCCUGUGGAGAUGCCCGUCCUGCUGAACGCCGACGCCUCUUUUAGUUCUAAGCAGGAGCUGUUGGACCUCCAGGACGGUCCUCUUAGGGGGAGCCGGUCUCUGGACUCCAGCCCCCCCGACUCUCAGACUAGUAGCCCGGUGGACUCUGGUCCCAGAAGCCCCUGCAGCCCCGAUGGCGCCUUGCGGCCCCACAUCUUCACGGGGGCCUCCACCCUGCCUGGUCAGCUAUACGGGGGGAGGGGUGGCACCCGAGCAGAGACCUCCCGGGGGCCCGACCUGACAGACUCUGAACAGCUGUAUGGGUGGGGAGGGCUGACCCCGCAGGCGCUGCAGGUGUUUAACACCCCCCACUGGGUGCUGCUGUUCCUCUGUGCGGCGUCCUUCCUGCAGGGGAUGAUCAUCAAUGGCUUUAUCAAUACUGUUAUCACCUCCAUCGAGAGACGCUUCGACCUGCGCAGCUACCAGGCCGGCCUCAUCGCCAGUUCCUAUGACAUCGCCGCCUGCCUGUGCCUUGCAUUUGUCAGCUACUUUGGGGGGACAGGCCACAAACCGCGCUGGCUGGGUUGGGGGGUUUUGAUUAUGGCGCUGGGCUCUCUGGUGUUCACAACACCUCAUUUCACCACGCCACCCUACCAGGUCAGCCUUCCAGAGCGCUCGGGACUCUGCUACGCCAAUCGCUCCACACCGUGCCAGGACGAGAAGGGGACGGGGCUUUCCAGCUACCGCUUUGUGUUCAUGCUGGGUCAGUUUCUGCACGGGAUGGGGGCCACACCGCUCUACACACUUGGAGUCACAUACCUGGACGAGAACGUCAAGUCCAACUACGCCCCCGUUUACAUCGGUAUCUUCUACACGGCGGCCAUCUUGGGUCCAGCAGCAGGUUACCUGCUGGGAGGUUACUUCCUGAACAUUUACACAGAGAUCAGAGUGACGACUGAUAUGACUCCAGAGAACCCUCUCUGGGUUGGGGCCUGGUGGGUCGGGUUCCUGGCUGGAGGAGCAGCAGCUUUGCUGAUUGCGUUCCCAAUCCUAGGUUUCCCCCGCCAGCUGCCAGGCUCUCAGGAGUUGGUGUCGUCGAGGGUCUCUGAAGCCCACCAGCUGAAGGACGGCAGUCAUACCACAGCCUCUGACCCUCAGUUUGGAAAAUCUGUCAAAGACAUGCCCAGGUCUGUGCUCCUCCUCCUAAAGAAUCCGACCUUCCUCUUCUUGUGUCUUUCUGGAGCGACUGAGGCGACCCUUAUCGCUGGCGUGUCCACAUUUGGUCCAAAGUUUCUGGAGUCUCAGUUCAGUCUGAGCGCCUCAGAGGCGGCGACCUGGUUUGGAUACAUGGUGGUCCCAGCAGGAGGUGGGGGCACCUUCCUGGGGGGGUACAUUGUCAAGAAGUUGAACCUGCGCUGUCGAGGAAUCAUCCGAUUCUGCCUGAUGUGUGCGACCGUCAGCCUGCUCGCCAACUUCAUCUUCCUCAUCCACUGCCCCAACCUUCCCAUGGCCGGAGUGACUGCCCCCUACAGGUCAGAACGUCUGUCUCAACACCUGCAUGACCAGGACCAGGACCAGCCCAGCAGUAUAAACAGCAGCUCCUCCCUGCAGCAGUCUCUGUCCGUGGCCUGUAACUCUGACUGCAGGUGUGUCAGGGAGGUGUAUAACCCUGUGUGUGGAGCUGAUGGAGUCAUGUAUUACUCCCCUUGUCACGCCGGCUGCAGCUUAAUCAACCACACCCAGCACCCAUCAGGCAGACAGGUGUACUCUGGAUGUACCUGUGUUGUCAGUAAUGUGUCUCAGGCGGACAAAGGUUUCGCUCUGGCAGGAAAGUGUAGCAGCUCGUGUCACCACAUGCCGGCAUUCCUCUUCCUCUUCUUCAUCCUCAUCCUCUUCACCUUCCUCAGCAGUAUACCCGCUCUGACCGCCACACUCAGGUGUGUUCCAGACAGUCAGAGGUCCUUUGGAUUGGGCAUACAGUGGAUCGUGGUUCGCACAUUUGGAGGUAUUCCUGGACCGAUAGUGUUCGGCUCUGUCAUCGAUCUGUCCUGUUUGCUGUGGCAGGAUCAGUGUGGAGAGCAGGGCUCCUGUUACCUGUACCACAACUCAGCCAUGAGCCGAUACACACUGAUCGCAGGCAUCAUCUAUAAGGUGUUGGGGAUGAUGUUCUUCCUGUUGGCCAGUGUGCUGUACACGCCUCCUCCUCAGUCUCCUCACAGCAGCUGUGACAGCACCGACAUCGGAGCAGGAGGAGGAGACCUGAGCGACCUGCCAAUCAAAGACCUACCUGAGGACGGAGUCAUCGUCAACCUGCACGCCAGGUUAUGACAUCACAAGCCACGCCACCUAACCUGACUGUUUGUAAGAGUGUGUGUGGGGCUUGACAGCCUUCUGACAGCCAUAAUGACACACACACACAAACACACAGACACACUAGGCCUGUCCCCGACUAAGUAUUUCCAGCCUGAUUCAUCAGAUUUCUCUUAUAGUUGAAAGUUUUGUUGUUGUUUUUUGCUCUCUUUGAUCCACGUUCUCAUUUCAGUUUAAACGCUUCAUUAAAUGGUUUGUCUUCUAA
Messenger RNA from Labrus bergylta (ballan wrasse), 2961 nucleotides. RefSeq names its product solute carrier organic anion transporter family, member 4A1 (gene slco4a1). Gene Ontology annotation, molecular function: protein binding. Gene Ontology annotation, biological process: sodium-independent organic anion transport; transmembrane transport. The record is from RefSeq and is a predicted model, not a curated record. Gene Ontology annotation, cellular component: plasma membrane. Lineage: Eukaryota; Metazoa; Chordata; Actinopteri; Labriformes; Labridae.